Molecule: messenger RNA, 1484 nt
Organism: Medicago truncatula (barrel medic)
Lineage: Eukaryota; Viridiplantae; Streptophyta; Magnoliopsida; Fabales; Fabaceae
Product: two-pore potassium channel 1
Exons: 3
Coding region: 292-1353 (353 amino acids)
Biological process (GO): potassium ion transmembrane transport; stabilization of membrane potential
Cellular component (GO): plasma membrane; plant-type vacuole membrane
Molecular function (GO): outward rectifier potassium channel activity; potassium ion leak channel activity
Source: RefSeq, a predicted model, not a curated record
AAUAACCGUUAUAGACCGCUCAAUCUGAAAUGAACAAUUGAGAGAUAACACUAGUAAAAUCUGAGUCAUUGGAUCGUCCACCACGACAAAAAAUGUGAUAAUCAAUCAAUCUUAAACAUUUUAAGGUUUUUAGAAUGGCCAUUUGGAAGCAUCGGAGACAUUAUUGCCUGUAUUUAUGGAUGAUUUCUGAACUUCCUCAAUCGACAACGUCUUCUUCUUCAUGGUUAAUUGAACGAAACGAAAUUUGAACAACCUUGUCAGGUAACGAAUGAAGCAUUAGGAAGUAAGUUGAUGGGCAGUGAUGAAACUCAACAGCUAUUGCUUUCAGAGUCAAGGGAACAUUCUCUUCUCAAUGAGAAGAAUGACCUUCUUCAGAGAAGAAAACCGCGGUGUGGCGGCACUUCAGAGACAGAUAUCAAUCUGCAGCAAGAACAGAAUGGUGUCCUCCAAUCCCCUUUAUCUCCCCAAUGUAUAACUGAAAAACAAGAAGCAGAAUUCAAGUUCAGGCUAGUGUUCUUGUGUUUAGCAGCAUACCUAGGCACAGGUACCUUAUGUUUCUAUCUAACAAGUUACCAAAUUGAAGGCAUAAAAACAAAUGGAUUUCUUGAUGCCCUUUAUUUCUGUGUUGUGACAAUGACUACUGUUGGAUAUGGAGAUCUUGUUCCAAAUAGCACUAUAGCAAAACUCCUUGCAUGCAUUUAUGUCUUCACUGGCAUGGCUCUUGGUGGCUUAAUUCUUAGCAAAGCAGCAGAUUACAUUGUUGAGAAACAGGAAAUAUUUCUUGCUGAGUCCAUGUGCAAGGCUGAAAAUUUUGGUCUACAAGAGGUUGCUAAAGAACUUGGAACUAAGAAAAGCAAAUACAAGUUUGUGCUUGCAGUAGCCACUUUUUUUGUGCUCAUGAUUGCAGGAACUGUUUUUCUGUAUUUUAUUGAGAAUCUAGAUUUUGUGGAUGCACUCUAUUGUGUUUGUUCCACGGUCACAACUUUAGGUUAUGGGGAUAAGAGCUUCUCGACUGCUGCUGGUAGGAUUUUUGCCGUGUUUUGGAUAUUGAGCAGCACCAUUUGCUUGGCUCAGUCUUUUGCUUAUCUUGCUGAACUCUAUACUGAAGAUAGACAAAGAUCACUGGCAAAAAUGGUUCUCACCCGAAAAUUAUCACUCAGUGAUCUUGAGGCAGCAGAUCUUGACGGAGACAAAGCUGUCAGUGCUGCAGAGUUUGUUGUAUACAAGUUGAAGGAAAUGGGAAAGAUCAACCAAGAAGAUAUUUCAGCAGUGAUGGAGAGUUUUAGAAAACUAGACUGUGAUCAAUCAGGAACUCUGACUGAAGCUGAUAUCAGAAAUUCUGAACUAUCUUAACAUCAUCUGCCUUACUACACACAUCAUGAAUUUUAACUUAAAUUAUUGUCAUUUUGUCGUUGUUAAUUUUCAAAAUUAAUUGAAACUUAAAGUUAAUGCUACCGAAUAAACAAGUUUACACUUUUAAUGAA